Molecule: messenger RNA, 789 nt
Organism: Vittaforma corneae ATCC 50505
Lineage: Eukaryota; Fungi; Microsporidia; Nosematidae
Exons: 1
Coding region: 1-789 (262 amino acids)
Source: RefSeq, a predicted model, not a curated record
AUGGCGGAUCCUGCAAUGAACAUGAAAAAGUUGAUUGAAACAAGUAAAAACACAGUUUUGCAUGUUGAAAAUGGACAGCACGGAGCUGUCAUUGAGAUUUGCUAUCCCACAAUUGAUCUCUCUGUGCUUGAGGAUGUAAAAGCCAGGAAGCAUGUGCCCCACAUUAAAAAUGAUGUUUACGAAAGCGCAAAUGUUGAAUGUGAAUUGGAAUGCGAUGUAACACUGAAGCACCCGAUUGAUGAAAGUGUGUUGGCACGUGGCACAUGUCUAUAUGAAUACUACUGCGAGUCUUAUGAUGCCUACAUUAAAUCAGAGGCCAAGACAAUUAAAAGUAGAGAAUUAUCAAGAAGGCUGUAUGAAGAUGACAGCUUUCUCAUAUUUUCCGAAGACACCGACGCAUUAGUCUGGCAUUGUCUUUUCAAGAGCCCGGAAAUUCACUCAGUCCGAGAGCUAGCCAAUAUUGAAAAUCUUGACUUUCUCAGGCAGAAAACCUACCAGCUGCUGAGCGGGAUGAACAUUAGUCACAGCCAGGUGUGCUUGUUCUUUGAUUAUCAAGGCAAGUGCUCGCAUCUGCUGUUGAAUAUUGCAGAUAUUUCAAAUGGUCUGCAUAGUCUGGAGUCGUGCGGAAAGUUCAUAUAUUUUGACACGCUCUUAAAGAAUAUCAAGAUAGAUAAGACUACUAUCGCAAGGAUAUUUCCUAUAUCAGGCAAACAUAAAUAUUUUGUUUAUUCCAUUUCUUCUCAAAGCAUUUUAAAAUCAACUAUUUCUUUAAAAUCCACUGUGCUUUGA